Molecule: messenger RNA, 2608 nt
Organism: Anolis carolinensis (green anole)
Lineage: Eukaryota; Metazoa; Chordata; Lepidosauria; Squamata; Anolidae
Gene: borcs7
Product: BLOC-1 related complex subunit 7
Exons: 5
Coding region: 1-330 (109 amino acids)
Cellular component (GO): BORC complex
Source: RefSeq, a predicted model, not a curated record
AUGGCGGCCACCGCGGCGGGGAGUGUGGCGGACGUCCAGGCUCGGUUUGGCCACUCAGUGAAGGGGCUGCUGACCGAGAAGGUGACCAGCUGCGGGACGGAUGUCAUCGCCCUCACCAAGCAAGUGCUGAAGGGUUCCCGCAGUGCCGAGUUCUUAGGACAAGCUGCAAGAAAUAUGGUGAUGCAAGAGGAUGCUAUCCUGCACUCAGAAGAUAGUUUAAGAAAAAUGGCGAUCAUAACAACUCAUCUACAAUAUCAGCAAGAAGCUAUUCAGAAAAAUGUUGAACAAUCUUCAAAUCUGCGUGAUCAACUGAGCCACCUUCUGAAGUGAAGGGAAAAUGUUGCAUAGUAUUUAAGAUCAGCUAGAAACAAAACACAUCUUGUGGAGCAAAGUCCCCAUUCCUUCGCCAGCUUCAGUAGCCACAUUUUUUUAUAACUGAACCAAUCCAAGCUGAGAAAAUGGAAAAACCAACAUUGUUCUGUGCACGACUCGGGCAUGGAGUGGCAAUUACUUUUUUAACAACAGGUGUAUUCUUUGUAAAUGUAUAGGUAUUUUGUUAUGUUAAUUAUAGACUUUAAUUCUCUGUCUAUGUUAUUUUCUCUUGAGAAAAUUAAGACAUAGGAUUAAUUUCCAUGGGAGGUUUUUACUUCUGCAGUUCAAAAAUUAUGUGUCUUGUUUUUAUUUUAGUGCUUUAAAUGGUUAAAGUUUCCACCUUCUGGAUGAUACAAAACCCCAAAGGAAUCUGUAUGUAAAGCUCUUCCUUUACCUAGGAGAGCACUAGAAAUCUCUUGAAAUGGCUGCAUGCUCCAAGGACUGGCACCAUGUUGUGUCCAUUGACCACAAUUGUUUCUUUAAAUCCUGGAAACCUAUCUCAAACUGGCACCAAAUAGCUUGUGGAUCAGUACUGUGCUGUGAACCACUAUUUUGUGAGGUAUAGGUUUAACCUUGGGAUAUGUCAUCUUUACCUAUAAAAUGGUUUACAGAAGGCAGAAGUGUGAGUGUACAAGACUUCCAAUAGAACAUAUGCUUUUGUGUAGGUUGUAUAUCUAUCUUUUCCUGGUUAUUAAGAGUAGAGAUUGCUGAGUGGAAAUCAAGGAACUUUCUAGAUUUACUUUCAGUGCCUAACUUCAAACUGUUUACCAAAAUUAUGCCUACUUCAUUACAAGUAGUGCUUUUGGUUUCCUAUUCUUUGGGAAAUUUUCCCAAACACUAUGAAUACUCACUGUUAUGUACAUCUCAUUAAAUAUAAUAUUUUUUUAAAAAUAAACAUGCAUAGGAAGAGGCUGCUCUUUUGUCGCUAUCCCUAAUAUACAGUAUAUGCUGUGUGAGUGUUAGCAGUGUUGGAACAGAUCCAGUGUGUGUGUACAGUCAUUUUGGCAGAAAAAAGGUUUAAAAUAUACUCCCUUAAAGACUGUGCGUCUGUUGUCAGUUUUGUCCUUGGAUUACUUUCUUACACAUUCAUCACUGUCCUGGUUCUUGAUUAAGCAGCCUUGGCUUCAUUAUGUAAUUCUUCAGAUCCAGGAAUCUGUAGAUAUACUGUUGGAGAAGUUUUGAAGAUACCGUAUCUCAUUUCUGCAAGCUGUUCUGAGCCAAUUCAAAUCAGAAUUAUUUCUACUAACUGCAUUUAAUAUAUAUCUGCGUUUUUUGGAAAUGUCAUUUUCACUUUGUUCACAUAAGAGUUAUGCAAGAAGUUGAGGGGAGGUGUAUUUGCUGGAAAAUAAUAAAGUUUAAUGUUUUCCAUAAUAAAAAUUAUUUCUGGUUUUUCCAUGGGAUCCAUUGCUUAUGUAAACUAUAGCACUGAGAUCCUGUAGUUAGCAGUGGUUGGACCUGAUAUACCACAAGGCCAUUUCCAGCUCAAUUAUUCCUUGUCUUGCAAAACAUAUAAAAAUAGUGGGUUGCUGUGAGUUUUCCGGGCUGUGAGUCUCUGAGUUUUCCAUGUUCCAGAAGCAUUAUCUCCUGAUGUUUUGCCCACAUCUAUGGCAGGCAUCCUUAGAGGUUAUGAGAUCUGUUAGAAACCAGGCAAGUGGGGUUUAUAUAUCUGUGGUAUGUCCAGGGUGGGAGAAAGAACUCUCGUCUGUUAAAGAAAUAGUUAUGAGGAAAAACUAGCAGGGGACUGUGGCAUGCUUACCGUCUUAUUUCUUUUGCAGAGGUGACAACACAGGCUUCUAUUUCUAUUCCAUACUAGAAAUGUUUUUGAAGAAUUCCAUCCUAUUGUUCCACAGUAUUGUUAUUUGGCUCAGAUUUCAAGAAAAGUCUCCAUUCUUCUCUCUAGCUCAAGAAAUGCAAUGGACUGUUGAGAUGGGCAUUAAACACAUUGCAACAUUUUGUUGUGUGUCCAUUAUUAUUUGUUUUAAUUUUCAUCAUUUUGUUCUUACACAAAAAUGAAAACAAAGUUUUAAAAAUAUAUUGUUUUGGAAUUAUAAUUUUCUCAGUUCUGAAUUAUUUAUUAUGUCAUGAUGCAUAGAGGUUUGUGGAUAUGUGCGUAGAACUGUGCGUAUAUUGUGUUUUUUUAUACCGUGGUAUUUUAUUGUAUGUUGAUGGGCCUAGUCCCCAUGUGAGCUGCCCCGGGUCCCUGGGAAACAAAAAUAAAGUUAUUAUUAUUAUAUUA